Parasteatoda tepidariorum (common house spider) is the source of this 1233-nucleotide messenger RNA. RefSeq lists its product as uncharacterized. Lineage: Eukaryota; Metazoa; Arthropoda; Arachnida; Araneae; Theridiidae. The record is from RefSeq and is a predicted model, not a curated record.
AUGAGAGUCGUCUUCAAUGCUUCAUCUCCCACUACAACAGGCCUGAGUUUGAAUGACAUUUUAAUGAAGGGUGAAGUAAAGGAAGAUGUGUUUGAAACAAUUUCUCGUUUUAGAAGGCACAAAUAUGCCUUUACUACGGACAUAAAAAAGAUGUACAGACAAAUCUUGAUAAAUCCAGAUCAAAGAGACCUUCAGAGAAUAGUGUGGAAACCUUUACUUGAUGCUGAAGUUACAGUUUACAGGUUGAAAACAGUAACUUUCGAAAUGUCCAAUGCCCCCUUCCUUGCAAUAAGAACUCUGCAACAACUGGCCGAAGAUGAUAAAUAUCGAUAUCCUUUGGCUUCGGAAGCUCUUCUGUAUUACGCCCAUAUGGAUGAUGUUGUAAGCGGAGCCCAGAAUCUAGAAACUGCCCGUCAAUUACAACUCCAAUUGCGAGAUUCUCUGCAGUCAUGCAGAAUGAAACUUCACAAAUGGUCUUCGAAUUCUGAUCAAUUGUGGAACAGUUCAUCUUCAUCUGAUGUCGAGCACUCAUUUUCUAUCGAUAAUGACUUGUCGGUCAAAGCUCUGGGCAACAGCUGGAAGCCAUUCGAAGAUAAGUUUGUUUACAAGGCGUCAACCGCAGUAAAAUCAUCGUACACUAAGCGUGAAGUUCUCAGCGUGAUAGCUAAAUUAUACGACCCUCUUGGUUAUUUAACACCAGUCUUGACAAGAGCUAAAAUCCUAUUACAGCGAUUGUGGCAGCAAAAACUAGAUUGGGAUGAAGUUCUGCCAGAUCCAAUCACCGAGGAUUGGAAUGAUUUUGUGACAACUUUAAAGUGCAUCGAGGAUGUGAAAAUUGAUAGAUUUAUUCUUUCGGACGAAUUUCAACGAAUUGUUCUUCAGGGAUUCGCAGAUGCGUCUGAAGCAGCCUAUGGAGCUGUAGUCUAUCUUCAAUGUUUCACUUCACAUAGUGCUAAAGUAAAUAUUCUCGCAAGCAAAUCACGUAUAUCACCAAUUCGAGUGAUUUCAAUUCCCCGCCUUGAACUGUGUGCCUGUGUUCUUUUAGCCCAGCUUGUGCAAAAAUUGCGUGCAUCUUUACGAUUAGAAAUUAGUGAAACUGUACUUCAUACCGAUUCUACGAUUGCUUUAGCGUGGUUGAAUACACCUGCGAACCACCAGAAGACAUUUAUCGCCAAUCGUGUUUCCAAGGUUCAAACCUUGACAGAAAACUGUCACUGGGCCCAAGUGCCGUAA